Papilio xuthus (Asian swallowtail) is the source of this 1427-nucleotide messenger RNA. It is a transcript of the gene Alr, whose product is annotated as Evr1_Alr domain-containing protein Alr. Gene Ontology annotation, cellular component: mitochondrion. Gene Ontology annotation, molecular function: flavin-dependent sulfhydryl oxidase activity; flavin adenine dinucleotide binding. The record is from RefSeq and is a predicted model, not a curated record. Bases 221 to 700 code for a protein of 159 amino acids. Lineage: Eukaryota; Metazoa; Arthropoda; Insecta; Lepidoptera; Papilionidae. The transcript has 3 exons.
UUGCUUUGACAUAUGACAGCAAAUGACAAUUUGUUGAUCGGGGCGAAAAUUUUAAAUUUAAAAUCUUAUUUUGCAAAUUACUUUAAUAUUAGCAAAUUAUAAAAUUUUAGAAACUAAACGGAAUACAAAAUAACACAAAAUGAUCUAGGGUUUACAUAAAGGUAGUGAUGUUGCGCAACUUUAACUUUGAUUUCAUGAGGACGAAUAAGUUGAAAUAAAUAUGCCUUCUCAUGAAGAGGAAGAUAAGCCUUGCAGAGCUUGCAAUGACUUUAAAACAUGGUCCAAGAAGCAAUCAAAAACUAAGAAAGAAACACCUGCCCCGCCGACGAAUGCACCGGCCCCAGAACCAGAAAAGAGAAAGGAUUGCCCUUUGGACAAAGAUGAGUUAGGGACUUCCACAUGGGGAUUCCUACAUUCAAUGGCUUCAUAUUACCCUGAGAAACCCACUACCUCACAAGCAAAAGACAUGGAUAAAUUUUUCACACUGUUUGGAGAAUUCUAUCCAUGUGAGCCAUGUGCUAUAGACUUUAGAGAAGAUAUUAAGGCACAUCCACCAAAGACAAAAACGAGAGAUGAGCUAGCUAAAUGGUUGUGUGAAAGACACAACACAGUUAACAAAAAGUUGGGAAAGCCUGUGUUUGACUGCAGCAAAGUGCACGAGAGAUGGCGAGAUGGCUGGCCUGAUGGAUCUUGUGACUAGCAUUAAUCAUUACAUAGUAGCCAGCUAUGAAUAUAUGGGAUAAGGGUUCUCAGUCCAAUACUUUCUUUUUAUAAUAUUGUUAUUGUACAGUUAUGUAUGCAAUUUUGUUUCUCAACCUAAAACAUGAAGCUAAAAAGCUGAAGUUUUGCAGAUUUUGUUACUCGACCACCAAUCAAGCCAUCAAUAUUAAAAAACUCAAAUGUGGUGGAAUAAGCAGCAUAAUUUAUUUUUAUUUAUCACAUGAUGUUAUCUAGUCAUAAUCUACCUAUGACUGACAGAUUUUUGUUGUAAAUAGAGGUUUGUAUAUAAUGGAAUAUUAGAGUGUAUAUAAUAUAUCUAAAAGUAUUUGGACUAACUAUAAAGCAAUUGCUUUUUUUAAUCCAGUGUUCUAUAUUUGUAGCGAAUAGAAACAACACAUUAAAUUUCAUGUACAAUUUCUUUAUUAAAGUGAUGAAUUUAAGUUUUUCUUCAACAUUUGAUACAAAUUUUUUUAUAUUCAAAGUUUGUAACAAAAUUUAAUAUUUGAUAUGUGGAUUAUUAAUUCAAUAAAUGUGAUAAGAACAAUAUUAUGCUGUGAGUUGCAUACUGUUGUAUUUGGAAGUGUUUUAUUCUACGGACUGUUUACACUUGUAAUGAUACAGAUUGCACAACAAACUGUCACACAAAUGUUUUGUACAGAAUUAGUAAUAGUAUCAUUUGUUAUGAUAAUAAAAUCACUGUUUUUAAA